UCUGGCAUCUGUUGCUAUCAAUCGCAGAUAAUAAUCCUCAGCCUCUCUGGUUAUCUCAUCAUCAUCGAUUACCACUCCACACUCUUAAUCGGACUUGUCGAGGAAACCCAUCCCAUGGAUCUCUGGACCCUUGACACGGCGAUUCGAAACCCAAUCUUGUCCUCGGCGAUCUCUGAGAAAUCGCUCUCAAGGAAAUUCGGUUCCGUGGAGAUUAGGUUUCUGAAGCGUAAACUUUCCACUUCUGGGCAUCGUUCCGUGGUUGUGAGAGCUACGUCGAAGAAGAGUAACGACGAUUCUUCUGCUUCUGGAGGAGAUGCUUCUCAAGAAAACAAGCCUUCUAAUGGCAACAAAUCAGGUACUCCAAAGCCGUUUGGUCUUAACACGGACUGGAGAGAGUUCAGAGCAAACUUGUUUAUGAAGGAGCAGGAAGAAAAAGCAGAAGCUGAGGGUAACAAACCAGCCACAACAUCUCCUGAUUCUGAACCAAGAGGCCUUAAAUGGGCACACCCGAUUCCUUUUCCCGAGACUGGCUGUGUUCUAGUUGCCACGGAGAAGCUAGACGGUUACAGAACAUUUGCAAGAACCGUUGUGCUUCUCCUUAGAGCAGGAACUAAUCACCCACAAGAAGGGCCAUUCGGAGUUGUCAUCAACCGUCCGCUUCACAAAAACAUUAAGCACAUGAAAUCAUCUAAAACCGAGCUCGCUACCACCUUCUCUGAAUGUUCCUUGUUCUUUGGUGGGCCUCUUGAAGCCAGCAUGUUCCUGUUGAAAACCGGGGAUAAAACCAAGAUUCCUGGCCUUGAAGAAGUCAUGCCUGGGCUUAACUUUGGUGCUCGUAACACUUUGGAUGAAGCUGCGGUUCUUGUAAAGAAGGGAAUACUUAAGCCACAUGAUUUUAGAUUCUUUGUUGGUUACGCAGGUUGGCAUCUAGAUCAGCUCAGAGAAGAGAUCGAAUCGGAUUACUGGCAUGUCGCUGCGUGCAGCUCGGAGUUAUUAUGUGGAGUUUCACCGGAAAACUUAUGGGAAGAGAUUUUACAGUUAAUGGGCGGUCAGUACUUAGAGCUCAGCCGGAAACCCAAGCUGGAUAUGUAGACGUUUAUAUUUUUAAAAUGAUGCUAGUUUCUAAGGCUUUUUUAUAAAAGCCAAAUGUAUAGCUUUACUUCACUGUCUUGUAUUUGCACUUCUAUAGUUAUAUGCUAUCUUAUGAGAUUUGCUUUCUGAAAACUAUGUAAUAACUAAAAAAACUUCUAUCUAUGAAUUGAGUUGCACUACU
This is a messenger RNA of Eruca vesicaria subsp. sativa (arugula), 1273 nucleotides long. NCBI's taxonomy places the organism in Eukaryota, Viridiplantae, Streptophyta, Magnoliopsida, Brassicales, Brassicaceae. The record is from the annotation of a GenBank genome assembly.